AUGUAUCACAGCAGCACGGAUGUAGCUGGCGGCGACACCUCGGACUGCGGGCCGAGCGAUAGCUCGUCUUCGGCCAACCGGAGACGAGCUACCGCCUCACCGUGUCCAGCAUCAACUUCUUCAGCUUUAUCCCAACAAGCAGCAGGUCAGAGCCUCAGCAGCUUCAGGACAGGGAGGACAGCAGCAGCGCUGCUCGCAUCCAGCUCAGACAGCUCCUCUUUUCGCAGCCAUGGAGGGACGCCCAGGCUCAGAAGGACACCGGGGUCUGCGGGGCCCACAGGAACAAGUUGCUCCUCUGCAUCCACGAUCUCUGGUCCCUCCGUGAUUGUAGCAGUGGUGGAGGGGCGGGGUUUGGCCAGGGGGGAAAUUGGCAUGGCUAGUUUCAACUUGAAUUGUCCAGAGCUUGUGCUUUCUCAGUUUGCAGACACGGGGACAUAUGCCAAGGUUAUAACCAAGAUUCACAUUUUGGUGCCAGUGGAAAUACUGAUGCCAGACACAGCCAGUGACAAGGGGAAGGGGACAAAGCUCUUCAAGCUCAUCACUGAGAAUUUCCCGGGUGUCGCUUUAACUGCGAUUCAAAGGAAGUAUUUUAAUGAGAGGAAAGGACUGGAGUACAUUCAGCAACUAUGUGCUCCUGAAUUUGGCACUGUCCUCAUGGAAAUACAAGCAAAGUAUUAUUGCCUGGCAGCUGCAGCUGCGUUGCUGAAAUACUUAGAGUUCCUCCAGAACUCUGUUUAUGCUGCCAAGUCUCUUAAAGUGAGCUUUAAAGGGAGUGAGCAGACGGCCAUGAUCGACUCAGCAUCUGCCGCUAACUUGGAGCUUGUGGUCAACAACAGAGACCACAGGAGUGAACAUACACUUUUAGGGGUAAUCAACCACACAAAAACACCUGGUGGUGUUAGAAGGCUGCGCUCCAAUAUUCUGGAGCCAUUGGUGGAUUUGGAAACCAUCAACAUGCGCUUGGACGCUAUACAAGAGCUUCUGCAAGAUGAGGAGCUCUUCUUCGGCCUCAGGAAUGCUAUAGGUCAUUUCCUCGACAUCGACCGGCUGCUCUCUGUUCUCGUCCAAAUCCCAAAGCAGGAAACGGUUCAAGCAGCUGAAUCCAAGAUUACACAUGUUAUUCAGCUGAAACACACACUAGACCUCGUACCGCGGCUAAGGACGGUGUUAAAGAACUGCAGCACAGCUCUGCUGAAGGCUUACAGUACCACGCUGGAGGACGACAGGUUUGACGUGAUCUUAAACCAGGUCAAGACGGUUAUAAACGACGACACAACAUACCUUAAAGGGAGUCUAAACCUGCGCACCCAGAAGUGUUAUGCGGUGCGCCCAAACAUCAACGAGUUUCUUGACAUUGCACGCAGAGCUUACACGGAGAUCGUGGAUGACAUUGCAGGACUUGUGAACCAGAUGGGGGAGAAAUAUGGCCUGCCGUUGCGCACCAGCUUCAGCACAGCUCGAGGCUUCUUUAUCCAAAUGAAACUUGAAGGAGUGAACUUAGCUGAGGGGAAACUCCCCUCAGAGUUCAUCAAGGUAACCAAGUACAAAAACAGCUACUGUUUCACCACCACAGACCUGAUGAAGAUGAACGGACGCUGUGAUGAGGCCCUGAGGGAGAUCUUUCAUGUGUCUUAUGUGGUGAUAUGUCAACUGCUCAGCACCAUCCAUGAGCACAUCCACUGCCUUUAUAAACUCUCUGAUGCUGUUUCCAUGUUGGACAUGUUGCUCUCUCUGGCCAAUGCUUGCACAAUCUCAGACUAUGUGCGUCCGGAGUUCACGGACACUCUGGCCAUCAAGCAAGGCCGUCAUCCCAUCCUGGAGCGGAUUUCUCGACAGCAGCCCAUAUCCAACAACGGCUACAUCUCCGAGGGCAGCAACUUUGUCAUCAUAACAGGACCCAACAUGAGCGGCAAAUCCACUUACCUCAAACAAGUGGCGCUGUGUCAGAUCAUGGCCCAGAUCGGCUCUUUUGUUCCUGCUGAGUAUGCCUCUUUUCGAGUAGCUGAUCAGAUUUUCACCAGAAUUGGUGUGGAUGAUGAUUUUGAAACCAACUCUUCUAGCUUUAUGUUGGAAAUGAAGGAGAUCUCUUACAUCAUCCACAAUGCAAGUGACAGAUCAUUGAUCAUCAUAGAUGAGUUGGGGCGUGGUACCAGUGCUGAGGAAGGCAUUGGCAUCUGUCACUCCGUUUGUGAGUUCCUCCUUAGCCUAAAGGCGUUCACUCUGUUUGCCACGCACUUUCUGGAGCUUUGCCAACUGGAGUCUCUCUAUCCUAAUGUGGAGAAUCAACACAUGGAGGUUCAGCACACGCGCAGUCGUGAAACUGGUGAAGAGCGAGUGGUGUAUACUUAUUUGCUGAAUCGAGGAUGCUCUCAAGAAAGACAUUAUGGUCUGAGAGCAGCAGAAAUGACCGCUCUUCCUCCAAAUGUAAUCCAGGAGGCUAAGACAGUUGCCUCUAAAGUCAGCCAACAGCUUUUGGCCAGACAUCACACUGAUCCAGAGACUGAGAGACAGAGAGCUGUGUACCACCUGGCCACUCGCCUCUUGCAGACUGCCAGAAACUCAAGAUUAGACCCAGAAAGCCUGCGUACGUACCUGAAAGGACUGAAAAGACAACAUGAGGCUGAGCUGCAGGCUACAGCGCCCCCAAUGGCUGUUGACACAGAGGAGGAAUGACUGACUCCACCACUCAAUGGGGAGAUAAACUUGUACAAAUGACUAAUACAAAAGAAAUGUCUGGUGAUCAUUACUGGGCAUACUUUUUUAAUAUUAAUAGGAUUUUUCAGAAGCAUUAUUUGGCUGUCAUCUGUUCACAGUGUAAGAUCAUUU
Molecule: messenger RNA, 2826 nt
Organism: Cololabis saira (Pacific saury)
Lineage: Eukaryota; Metazoa; Chordata; Actinopteri; Beloniformes; Belonidae
Gene: msh4
Product: mutS homolog 4
Exons: 20
Coding region: 1-2673 (890 amino acids)
Biological process (GO): mismatch repair; reciprocal meiotic recombination
Cellular component (GO): nucleus
Molecular function (GO): ATP-dependent DNA damage sensor activity; ATP binding; mismatched DNA binding
Source: RefSeq, a predicted model, not a curated record